AUGGCGGUUGCACAGUUAGUCUCCCUUUUUGAGGCUCUCGACAAGGAAGCACCCAUUAAACCUAUACCCAGCAGCUUUCGAAACCAACCUUCUUCUUCGAGGGUCCGUCUUUCUCUGCAGACCAUGUUCAGUCAUAGUCCUUUACGUCGAUCUCCAAAGAGCUCUAGUAACAUGAGCUCGACUCCCUCCUCUUCUAUUCGGUCCUCCCCCAGUUCAACAUUCAGUAGCUUUGGGAGCCGGGUGCGGAUACCCCCACCCGACCUCAAUAAUACGCUUUCUCCCACAGCCACCACCACAUCGGUAUCGAGUCCGAGAACUUAUAUUCGUCGACAACCUUCGGCUAUUGACUUAGCCCUGGAGGAAGAAAAAUACGCCGAUGAGGCAGAGAUCAUUGGGUUGGGACUGCUCGAACCAAGACCAGGAGCAACCAUCUCUCCCAGCACGUCGUCGGCUCAAUGCUCGAUGAUGGAAUUCAUGAAUGAAACCAUGCAGACUCCUGUGGUUCUGGAUGGAAUAUUUGAAGUGAUGGAACGUGCAUAG
This is a messenger RNA of Rhinocladiella mackenziei CBS 650.93, 540 nucleotides long. RefSeq lists its product as uncharacterized. NCBI's taxonomy places the organism in Eukaryota, Fungi, Ascomycota, Eurotiomycetes, Chaetothyriales, Herpotrichiellaceae. The coding region runs from base 1 to 540 and encodes 179 amino acids. The record is from RefSeq and is a predicted model, not a curated record. The transcript has a single exon.